This is a messenger RNA of Chaetomium fimeti, 1422 nucleotides long. RefSeq names its product CRAL-TRIO domain-containing protein. The record is from RefSeq and is a predicted model, not a curated record. Bases 1 to 1422 code for a protein of 473 amino acids. Lineage: Eukaryota; Fungi; Ascomycota; Sordariomycetes; Sordariales; Chaetomiaceae. The transcript is spliced from 4 exons.
AUGACGGCAGACGUCGCCCCGGGCCGCCCCGAAACCCUUACCCCUGAGCAGGAGGAGAAGCUCAGGCGGUUAUGGCAGCUCGUUUUCCAAGUGUGCGCGGUGGGCCAGGAUCAGAACGGCGCGGGUGUCGCGGCUACCACCAACGACAAGGCGCAGGAGGAGGACGCCAAGAAGGAGAAGAAGAGCCGUAUACCGUUCUUCUCCCGGAAGGGCAAGAAGGAGGCAGAGGCCGAGGCCACAUCAGGGGUGCCAACAAAUGCGCCCGUGCUCAACCUCGGGAAGGAUGGGGAGGCUGACAAGUAUGGCCAAACCAAGCAGUUCUACGAUACCCUCGCCAUCCAGACGCCCCAGUCGAUACGGGACACCAUCUGGAAAAUGGUAAAACAUGACCACCCGGAUGCGCUCCUUCUCCGCUUCCUCAGGGCGCGUAAGUGGGACGUCGAGCGGGCACUAAUCAUGCUGGUCUCCACCAUGAACUGGCGGGCGCAGGAUAUGAAUGUCGAGGACAUUAUGUUGAAAGGCGAGGCUGCCGCGGUGGCGGCUGAGAAGAGUAGCGACCCGGCCGAGAAGAAGCUCGGGAGCGACUUCAUGGCGCAGAUCAGGAAGGGCAUCAGCUACGUGCAUGGACAUGAUAAGCAGGGGAGGCCGCUCUGCUUCGUCAACGUCAGGCUACACAAGCAGGGUGAACAAGCGGAAGAGGCUCUGGAGAAGUACACUGUGUACCUCAUCGAAACGUGCCGCAUGGUGUUGCAGCACCCGGUUGACACAGCCACGAUUGUGUUUGACAUGACCAACUUCUCCAUGGCCAACAUGGAUUACACGCCUGUCAAAUUCAUGAUCAAGUGCUUUGAGGCCAACUACCCAGAGUGUCUUGGUACGGUGCUCGUCCACAAAGCCCCCUGGAUCUUCCAAGGCAUCUGGAAAGUAAUCCGCGGCUGGCUGGACCCGGUGGUAGCCAACAAAGUACACUUCACCAACAACGCCAAGGAGAUGGAGGAGUUCAUCCCGCUCAAGCACAUCCCCAAGGACCUGGAGGGCGAGGAGGACUGGACGUACCAGUACGCGGAGCCGGCCGAGGGCGAGAACGCCCCGCUGGCCGACGCCGCGACGCGCGACCGGCUGCUGGCCGCGCGCGAGGCCUUGUACAAGGAGUACGAGGCCGCCGUGCUCGAGUGGAUCGCCAGCGGCGCCGACCAGGCCAAGGCCGCCGAGAUCAAGACCCGCCGCAACGCCAUCGCUGCCAGGCUCCGCGAGGACUACUGGAAUGUCGACCCCUACGUCCGCGCCAGGUCGUACUAUGACCGCAUCGGGGUGUUGUUGCCGGGCGGGAAGCUGGAUUGGUACCCGGAGCCGAAGGCUGCGGCGGCUCCUGCUGCUGCUCCCGCGCCUGCGGUUGAGACGGCGGACGAUGAUGUGGAUUGA